AUGUGUGUUAACUAUACUGCCGUUAUUAUGACUUAUUUUCUGUUGGGCCGGAACGCACAUCACUAUGGUCCUUCCAGUAUUGUACCUUUAAAAAACAUUAUGGACCAAAGUGAUAUACACACUAUAGCGUCGGAUAUACAGGAGUGUGGCUACCGGAGGAUUGCCAUUCAAUCUUCAGAUGUGUCGGCAGCGGCGCGUUAUUGCACAGCGCUACAAGAACACUUCCGUUCAGCUGAGGUUGCUAAGGAGUUCUACGUCUUAGGUGAUGUCUUUAUAGGCAGCUGUUGUACAGAUGUGAUCGCUGCGCGGCGAUGUGCGGCAGUUUACGACACUCCAUUUCACUAUUUUGUUGACAUUAUAGAAGGAUUUGUCCGUGAAAUUGGGAAACCAGGGUACAUAGCAGAGUGCCGUGAUAGGAUUGGAGCACCAUCCGACCAAGCUGCUGGCGUCGAUUUGUUUUGCGGGAGACACGUAUUUGCCUGUUCUUCUGGAUCUGAACGUAAAUACGUAUCUACUAAUGAGUUGUUUAUUGGAGAUAGCAGCACGUUGGUUCUGUUCCUGGAUACAGGCUGUGAGCACGGUACUACCGUGGAUUACAUUGCGCUAUCGUCUACCGGUAGCCAGUUACAUGUUGUUACCGUUGACAACGGAUCUAUGAGACACAGUGUAAUGGACAAUAGGGGUGACGCUUUGAGUUUGCGACGGUAUCAUAAGGUGGAGAAAGUACAAGCUGCAUCUACUAUUGGCAUUUUGGUGAUUGCACGAACACUGCGCGGGUCCACUACGUUGCGCCGAUCGCUUUCGCGGGUUAUUGAGCGCCACGAAGAGAUAGCUCGACGGAUAGUGUUCCCCUUUGAGCUAUUGGUAGCUCUAGGUUGUAUCGAAUGGUCCAAUUCGUAUGAGUUUGACUUUUUAAAGCUGGUCGAGCAUAUACCAGUAGAGGAGAGUGUUACUACAUCAUUGUCAACUGGCGAGAUUCGUCGUUUACAAGGCGAUGGGGAGAUCCAGGGGCUCCGUCGUCACAAGAAACGUGGCCGUGGAAAAAAGAGCUCUGCCCGUGGUUAUCGCUUCAAAAGACAGAAACAUAGAGGUAGCAAGGCGAAUAGUCGUACCUUUGAGGGUGGACAGACUCCUCUGUUUAAGCGACUCCCCAAAUGGCCUGAGGCAUGGUUAUCCAGCAAAUGUGUUAAGGUGAAGAGGGGUGUACAGCUGUUCAACGUCAAUGAUUACCCUUUCCCGUACAAGAUAGAUAUCGAGGUUGCUGGGAGCGAUCAAUCGUCCAUCGAUGCUAUAAAGCGAGUAGGAGGUUCAGUUACUAUAGUGUACUAUGACCGUGUAAACUUACGAGCCCACCUGAAGCCAUAUAAAUUCGAGGCCCGUCCAAGCAUAGACAAGGUGCAUUAUUUGGAGAAGAUGCGUGCUAGGGGCUGUAACGUGGUAUAUAUUAAACCAAUGUGGCUUAUUAAGGAGGAGCAAGCUAUUGCUGCAGAGAUGGCAGAGCUCGAAGCUGAGACUCUAACAAGCUCUGAACUGGACCCACAUGGAAUCAUGGCGGUCGGAAAGGUAUGUUCGGAUUCCGAAGCGCCAUGUCCUAUCUUUUUGGACUUGGACUGCACGUCGGACCGCACGCUCGCCUGGAUAAAGACGAAACUAGAGGACACGAACAAUACUAAGAAGGUGACUGCCCUUGAGCACACUAUUUUGCAUGGCAACGUUCGUGAGGAGAGCAUCUUGGUCUGCAACGCCUUGCGCAAUGAUCUAUGUUCACCUAAUGAAUAUGUUCGUGGGUCGACACUUCGUUUGAUAUCGAAGCUGAGACACUGGAACAUAGUAAGCCCAAUGAUUACGGCUGUUGUGGACAACUUGAAACACUCCGAUCCCUAUGUACAUCGGAAUGCGCUUAUGUGUCUGGCGAAGAUAGCCGAACGUUUUGGCACAGAUUGCGUGAUGUCAGGGCUGGAGGACACUGAGAAUCUACUGCUAGGUGAUAGCGGUGUCUCUGUUAAGGUGCAGGCAUUUAAUUUACUCCGCGUAUGCCAGCCGGCGUUGGCAGUGCAGUAUUUGAUGAACGUCGAGGGUAUGUUGCUUACCCUCCCACCGCGUUUGCACAUGGAGAUCCUAUCUGCGUUCUUAAGUCUGUGUUCUUUGAACAGCGAGGUGCGAUCUUUCAUGAUGCGCGUGGCUGUGACACUGAUGGAAAAUAGUCAGGACAACUCCGUCCGCGUGGAGGGUGCCAAUAUCAUAUGUCAUCUGAAGUCCACACCCAUUGAGGCACGCCGCGCUGCUGCAGGAGCAUAUAUAAAGGUGUUGCUGGACGAGUCCGAUUUGAAUGUGAAGAUGCUUGUACUUGAGAAGCUGAACACAUUGCAUGCUCGUUCGUCUUCUCUUGGUGACGUUCCCAACGUUUUGGAGGCACACGUGAUGGAUAUUGUACACGCAUUGAAUGGUUCUAGCCGUGAAGUGUCAUUGGGUCUACUAUCGUUAGCUCUUCGUUCGUUGACUCGUCAGAAUGUGGAGUCACUGUUACAGAGUUUCAAGAAGGCGUUCACCACUGCCGAGGACAUUGCCACUUACAGUCAACAGCAGAUUGCGGAAUAUAGAAUCAUGCUGAUUAAGGCAAUCCACUAUACCUGCGGUCGGUACCCCGAGAGAAGUGGUAUAGUGUAUGACAUGCUAUUGGGUUACCUGAGCCAUCAACACCAGCAGACUGCGGAGGACUGCGCGUUGUUUUUUAAGCAGUUAACAGAGUUGCUUCCUCAGUUACGUGAGGAGACAAUAGUCAAGCUUCUCACGUAUUUAGAGAUGAUCCCACACUCCAAUGUGUUAUCAGUAUGUUUUUGGGUGAUUGGCGAAUACGCAGAAAGUUCUCAACUGGCGUCACAUUGCUGUAACCAUAUAUACGAUAUUCUAUCGCCAUAUCCAUUCGUCGCUCCGAACUGCUUAACGGAGUCAUCACAUUCUUUUGCUUCAAGUGAAUUCAGUUCUGAAGAGUUUGAGACUACUGUCACUACGCAGACGGUAGUAUUACAGGACGGUACCUACGGAGCACAAUUGGCUGGUGAUGCUCAACGCGCUCCUGUGGAAGACACCCUUCGCGAUAUUUUGUUGAAGGACUGUGACCCACUGCUGUACUGUUCCGUUGCACAGUGUUUACUGAAAUUGUGUUUCACCUCGGGUGAUGACGAUUGCAUAGCAAAGGCUGCUUUAGUGACGGCGAACCUGAUACGUCUGAUGCAAGAUCCGCAGUAUGCUGAUGUAUACUCUCAACGUCGUUUACGUUUGAUUAUGAAGCUGUGCAUUGGAUUCUUAAAGAACCGAGAAGAAUUUAGGCCACUGUUGGACGAGUACAUAUCCACGUCUCGUAAGAAGUGGUCUUCGACACCUCUAAGUGCUACUAUUGAGCUUAAGGGUGAUAUUGAGGAGCCUAUCAGCUACGCUUCGAUUUUCGGUGGUAUGGUUGAAGAUGAUUGGGCGUUGGAUGAGGAGAGUGAUGAAGGCGAGCUCACUUCCGUUGAAGACUUUGAAAUUGAUAAGGUCCUCAAUACUACUGCUGCCAUCCAUGUUGUUGGUGUUAAAGACCAUGAUAAACGUGAUUUGGGUAACAUCCAUCAGUUCACUUCAUUGAUGGAUCCAGUUUACAUCGAGGCUACCAUUAGCGUGAUCGCAACUCGCAUGUACCUUACAUUAUACUUGAGAAACACGACUGAGUUUUUGCUUCAGAACAUCCGCGUUGAGCUGUGUUCGAAUGAGCGUCUGGAAAUAUCAUCCAUUACCCCAAUUAUAACCCUAGAGUCUGGUGGAAGCAGCGUGGUCCAUGUGAACUUUAAGAUGAAGCGCAGCCAAAAUGAUGUUCUGUACGGUCACGUGUAUUUCGACAAGGAGAAGUCUGGUAUCCAGGAAUGUCUUCCAUUUAACCCAAUGGGUGUAUGUUUGUAUGAUUAUGUGUUACCAAGCUUCAUAUCAUCUGAAUUAUUCCGCACAUAUUGGGCUGACUUUGAAUGGGAGCAUAAGAUCCACAUCCAACCUGUGAAAGUGAUCCCACUGGAGCUAUUGCGUAAUGUACUCCAGGUAACUCACAUGACGGUUGUUGGUACUAUGCCACCAUCUGGGUUCAAGAGCGCUCCUGGUCCAUCUGGCCAGAAAGAGUUUUUGUCGCAAUAUAUGGAAUACCUUUCACGUCUUCCUGAGUUAGCUGCAGUAUUGGGUGAUGCGAGUUUCUUUGCAUUGAACCUGUUUUGCAGGACUCCACACGAUACAGUGGCCGUAAGCGUUCAGUUGUAUCGCAACAUGGGCUUCCUUUCGGUGAACUUUACCGACCGAGCAGCCCUCAGGAGCGCGCGGUACAAAAUGAAUACGGGAGAUUUAGAACGUAGCAAGUUCAUGUCGUCUGUCGCAGAGGCAACUUCAGAACAGGUUGGCCAACUUUUGGCGUCUGAGUGUGGUUUAAUACUCCGUUGUUUUUCAAAAGUGGAUUAUCGCAAUUAUGAUCUGCAACACGCUUUGAUCGAGCGCAUCCUUAGACGUGGACAAAAGUUCAGCCCAUAUGCCUCAGUCUCGGCCCUGAACACCUUGGCAGAAGGGUUAUCAAAUGGAACUACUACCCUGUGGUCUACAAACGAAUCUGAUAGUAAACGCCUGCUGAGCAGGUUGUUAUCACAGUUGCACGGUAACCUGGAUAAAUUCAAUCUGCGAACGUUGGCACGACUUACUAAUACACUAUCCCGUCUACCGUGUGAUGUGAAUAGUGUACUUACGGCGGUACGCGAUACUCUGUUUGAGCUGCAUGUACCGGAGAACAAUCGUCAGUCCUGGAGUGAAGAGGUAGUCCACUUUUUUGCCAAUGGCUUUUCAAGAAAAGGUUUACUCGAUAAGCCACUGUUUGACCUUUUGCGAGAUCGCAUAACGGAAUCUUGUGCCGGUUAUAGUGUCGACACUUUAGUUUCUUUGAGCAAUGCGUACUCUAAGUUCGGAAGUGCCGAGGACGCAGGAUAUAUUGACUUGUUUACAUGUUUGGCAGAUGAGAUAGUGGCCCAGCGUCGCCAGCUCACAAAUAGACAUGUUCUAGACGAAACUUUCGUCUUCGCUAUCGAUGCUUACGACGGACGCCAGAUAGCCAUGAUGAUCCAUGCGUUUAACAAGCUAGGGUACCGAUCUCAAAACCAUCAUUUUAUAUGGCGCAAAUGUACAGAUGGGCUGUCGAUGGUAUUCCACGCAUACACCAAGGGGGAGCUACGCGAUGAUAAUACCACGGCCAGAUUCUGCCAAAGGUUAGAAUACCUGUUUAAUAAGUUGGAAAAGUCGGAUUCCCGAAUGGCGUCUUCUCCCGACCUGCCUCAACCUACUACAUAUGUCUCGUUAGUCUAUUCACUAGUCAAGGGCAACAUCCUCAACUGCAAAGGUUACGAGCCCGACGAGGUUGCGAACCUCACCUUGGCAUUUUCAAAGAUAUAUAACAACGCAUCUCCCGAGCGAGAAGACGGCGAUGAGGAGCUGUGGAUUUUAAGCCGUGAGAUGGCGAAGGUGAUUGAGGCCCUGGGUGACUGCGCAUUUCCCCAGAGUGCACAUGUAGUAUUGGGUCUUAUUAAGCGUAACUUGCUAAUACUCGACCGACUGUCAUAUACUCAUAUCACCGCAAUAAUCCGUGCAAUGUCUACUAUGGGUAUACAUGAUGAAGAUGUUUUAUCGGUGUUAAACUCGUUGAAACAUAAUAAACGGGUUCGCCAUACCUCCGCAGUACCCGGCACAUGA
Messenger RNA from Babesia sp. Xinjiang, 5748 nucleotides. Its product is annotated as Coatomer subunit beta-2. Gene Ontology annotation, biological process: endoplasmic reticulum to Golgi vesicle-mediated transport; intra-Golgi vesicle-mediated transport; intracellular protein transport. Lineage: Eukaryota; Apicomplexa; Aconoidasida; Piroplasmida; Babesiidae. The transcript has 15 exons. The record is from RefSeq and is a predicted model, not a curated record. Gene Ontology annotation, cellular component: COPI vesicle coat; cytoplasm. The coding region runs from base 1 to 5748 and encodes 1915 amino acids. Gene Ontology annotation, molecular function: structural molecule activity.